Molecule: messenger RNA, 3062 nt
Organism: Mustela lutreola (European mink)
Lineage: Eukaryota; Metazoa; Chordata; Mammalia; Carnivora; Mustelidae
Gene: HOXC5
Product: homeobox C5
Exons: 2
Coding region: 175-843 (222 amino acids)
Biological process (GO): regulation of transcription by RNA polymerase II; anterior/posterior pattern specification; embryonic skeletal system morphogenesis
Cellular component (GO): nucleus
Molecular function (GO): RNA polymerase II cis-regulatory region sequence-specific DNA binding; DNA-binding transcription factor activity, RNA polymerase II-specific
Source: RefSeq, a predicted model, not a curated record
CACGUGACUCUAUUUAAGGCUCCCUUAUUUGGGAAGAGCGCAUAGGAUAAAGAAAGAGAUAUCUCCACCUAUAAAUUGUGCACUUUGGAGAACAAAAAACCCCUCAACUUCAAAGAGUCACAAAUCACCCUUAAUCAAAAAGGGUGCAGAAAUUUUUUUUGGGCCCUCCCCGCCAUGAGCUCCUACGUAGCCAAUUCAUUCUAUAAGCAGAGCCCCAAUAUCCCUGCCUAUAACAUGCAAACUUGUGGGAACUAUGGAUCGGCCUCAGAGGUGCAGGCAUCCAGGUACUGCUACGGUGGAUUGGACUUAAGCAUCACUUUCCCACCGCCUGCGCCUUCCAACUCUCUCCACGGGGUAGACAUGGCUGCCAACCCCCGGGCUCACCCCGACCGCCCCGCCUGCAGCGCCGCGGCCGCUCCGGGACACGCUCUGGGCAGAGAUGAAGCGGCUCCUCUGAACCCCGGGAUGUACAGUCAGAAGGCGGCUCGCCCAGCGCUGGAGGAGCGAGCUAAGAGCAGUGGGGAGAUCAAAGAGGAGCAGGCGCAGACAGGGCAGCCCGCCGGACUGAGCCAGCCACCGGCCCCGCCACAGAUUUACCCGUGGAUGACCAAACUGCACAUGAGCCACGAGACGGACGGCAAGCGGUCCCGAACCAGUUACACGCGCUACCAGACUCUGGAACUGGAAAAAGAAUUCCACUUUAACCGCUACCUCACUCGCCGCAGGCGCAUAGAGAUCGCCAACAACUUGUGUCUCAACGAGAGACAGAUCAAGAUCUGGUUCCAGAACCGCAGGAUGAAGUGGAAGAAGGAUUCCAAAAUGAAAAGCAAAGAGGCUCUUUAGAGGCAGCGGGGAGGCCCGCAGAUAGCACCCCGAGCCCGCUUUGGUCCCCGCGCCUUUCCUUUUCGGUUUUCCUCUCUAUAUUUUGGGAGCAAGGACGGGGGCGGCAGCACCAGCUCCGGGGCCUCACAGACAAAAGCUCUUUUCCUUGGCAUUCCGCAUCCCCACCGACCCCAGUUUCCCGAGGGGCUAUCCGCGCUGCCCAGACUCCCUCCAGUUCUGCUCAGCACCGGGGAAGGGUGGCGGGCAGGGCAAGCUCCGCGGGGGAUCCCCAAAGGGCUGCGGGAGCCGAGCUGGUGCUGAACGAACCCGGGCCUGGGCCUCCUCUUGGGCUUUCAGUCCCAACGCGGCCCUCCGGUUUAAGGUGGGCCCAGCAAGUGUUCCAGGACCCGCGGCCCGACCCUCCGGCCUCCCCUGUCCUUUGUUCCCGUAUUAGGCUGGCCAGGCGGCUGAGGGCUGGCGAGAGUGGUUGUGCUUGCCGGAGUCUGGCCCCAGACUCGGGGUGCUUCGUUGUAGCGACUAAGCUCCAUGUUUGGCUUUUAAAUGAUUUGCAUAUGAAAGGGGGAGAUGACUGGAGGUCUGCCUAGGGCCCCCUCAGUGGCCCUACGCUCUCCAAACCUUCUCACCCAUCCCUGAGCCCGGUAACCUCUCCAGCCUGCGCCCCCGCCCCCACCCGCAUGCCCUCUCAGGUCCCUCUGCCUCAGACCACUAGCUAGCUCAACUAUGGGGGUUCCCUGCCACUGGACCCCAGCAAGCAGUCCUAGGUUUCUUGGCUGCCCACGAGUCCCUGCCACAACUCUCUGUGCCCUCCUGCCCCAUCGCUGUUGUCCAACUAUUUAUUGACUCCAGGUCUUUCCUGAAACUAUAUUUUGUCAUAUCAAAUAAAGACAAAGAGAGAACAGGACUAAAGAUGCAGCAAUGCCUCUCUGUUUGGGGCAUGUAUUGGGUAAAAGUAUCUAAAUGGGCUAUAGAGUACAGCGGAGGCCCACAGCUUCUCUGCCUCUUUUGAAAAAAGAAUUUUUAGGAGCUCCGAGAGGGAUUGAGAAGAGGGUGGUGAAACUGAGCUCCUUCCCAGAUCCCUGGUUCCCAGAAGGGCCUUUGGGGAAAGGGGAGGGCACUUAGGUGGUGUGUACUGGCGUUUUCCAUGCUGUGGCUUGUCCAAGGCUUUCAGGCCUCUGUACCCCACUCCCACUUUGGCUGGGUGAAUCUGAGGCCUUUAGACAAGCAAGCAGACCACUGCCUCCCAGAGCUAAUCUGCAGGGCCCGGAGGCUCCAUGGUGCUCAGACUCUUGGGUCCUUUUGGGCCUCUGAAGAUCUCUCCCAGGCCUAGGUGACCCAUUUGGUCCCAAGAAGGAUUCUCAGAAAGAGUUGGUACUGCUUGGCGAAGGGGUCUGAGGCGAGUUAAAGGAACUGUGUGUUAGCUUUUUAAGGUACCGGGGGAGAUGGGAGCCUACAGUGAACCUGCCUGGCUGGCAACGUUCAAACCAGUUUCUCCCACUUCUAGGGCCUAAGGCUAUGCAGGACAAUUAGCUGGAAAAGGAGCUGUGUAGACUGGUGCCUCAGUCCCGUCUGUUUGCCAUCAUUUGUCUCAGUCUCUGGGAUUUUGUGUGGAGGGGGAGUGGACUAAAGGGAAGGGGAAAAGGCAGAUAAUUCAGGUGGUGCCGAGGCCGGCUGUGGCCCAUACUCUGCUCUGCUCCGGGCCUCUGGAAUGGGAUGGGGGAGGAAGUACUUUAUAGGAGAAACAAAUGUGGGAAGGGUCCAUAAAACUUUACUGCAUUUCCUCUCCUGCCUCCCACAAUGGGGGUGAUUUCCUGGAGCCAAGCCUAGGCCCCCCACACUGGGGGAGGGUGCGGUUCAGGAGCUGGGCUAGAAGGCUGCUCUUACAGCCAAGAGGGAAAGGGAGCAGAGAGACUCUGGGGAGGGGCAAGGGGAAUAUUUAUGAUUAUUAAUGCUGAUGCUCCUUGAAUUUAUUAUAAGGACUGACUUCUCUGCAUCCCACUGCCUAAGCUAUCCAUCUGUCAUUUUUUUUUUUUUUUAAACCCAGGAAUCUUUCCUCACCCCGUGCCUAACACGUAGGAGGUCUCAACAAAUGUUUAUUGAUCUGUGCCCAUUGCUGUGCCCUUCCUUUUGCACUCAGGCCAAGUUAGGGCACCCGUUCGGUCUCUCCCUGACUAGCACACAAGAGUCUGCCCAGCCUAGCACCACCUCGGCUCUGCUCUCAA